AAAAAUAUGUAACUGACGAAAAAAAUAAACCGAACAAAAUGUAGGUAAAUGUGUAUUUAACGCAAACUACAAUUUUAAAUGUAAAACCAUAAUUCCCAAAUGAAUUGUUUAUCCAAUAAUGAAUUGUGUUAAAGUAUGUCCCAAGCCAAUGUCUAUGCAAUACCUCGUACCCCGCUAAUUGUUCCUUUAAUUAAAUUGAAAUGUUUAAAUCUGUUUGAAUGAUUGAAAAAACACCACACUACCAACCAACGAACACCUAAAAAUUAACCACGAAAAGGUCCUGGGCCACCUGAUGAUGAUUGCACAACCGCAGUUACAACCAUGACUACGCAUGCUAAUGCCAAUAGCUCUACCACCCAUUCGGAUCUAACGGGUAAAUCAUCUAACCUAUCGAACAGUCAUGAGACUGCCACAACCAUCACAACUUCAUGCUCUGUCUGUCCCUCCGGAAGUUGUCUAAAUUUCUCCUCAACCGAAGAAAGUGAUAGAGACUUUGAUACCGCUUCGGUGUCUCCCAUGUGUCAUUGUGAUUUUGAUUGUGGUGAUAAUUUGGCCACCGCCAGUUUGACUGCAACCAGCCCCACUACGGUGGCCAACGAUAAUUGUACUUUAUCCUCCUCCAAUUCGGUUAUGAAUCUGAGGACGAUAUCUCCGUUUCCGCAUGCCAACACAACCAACAGCCGUCAUCAGCGUCACCACCAUAUGUUGCCCUCUCCAUUUAUGAGGGGUGCUACAACAUCGGCAUCGAGCUGUAACAUAGCCUCAGCCAUCACAUCGGCCAAUACCUGCGCAACAGGCCCGGCUACGGCGAAUAGCACUUAUUUAUGUUCGACUUCGGCUCCAACGGGGGCGAGUUUGACUACACGUUCUCUUCUGCAUAGGAUAACCUCUAGUCACAAUAACAAUACCUGUAGCAUCAACAAUAAUUCCACCUCCACAACAACCACAACGCUUUGCAGUUUGGCAAAUAAAACUCCACCAGCAUCGGCGUCGGCCCAUAAUAAUUCCAUAACAUCUCGCGGAGGCUUUGCGGGAUUCUUCUCUAGCAACCACAGUCGUUGUACUUCAAAAACGGAUGUCAAUGAAUGCCAUCAACAGCAACAACAGACAAGACAGAAACCUCAGCAACUACAAUUGCAACAACAGCACAACCAUUUAUCACAGCAACACCAUCAUCAUCAACACAAUCAAAACCAGCGCCAUCAUCACCACCACAACCACCACCAACAACAUCACCACAACCACCCCAACGAUCACAAUCAUCAGCCAGAACAUUUCGAUAAUAAUGAGUGUAAACAAUUGAAGAGUAGUGAUAGUUUAUCAGAUGUUAGUGAUACAUUUGAAUGGUGGUUUCAAAGACACAAAAGAAAUUCUACUAAGAAGAGCAGCAGUCACUCAUCAACGAGUCAAUUAAAUUUAAAUAUUGGAUUUAAUUUAACGUCAACUCAUAGAUCUUCGCCAGUGAGUAGUUGUUGUGGCAGUAGUAGCCAUGGUCGCUCCAGUCCGGAUACCGAUACGGGCGAACCACCAGCGUUGCCCCUAAGUCCAGGUUAGCGGGAUGUUUUGUGUGUGUAUUCUUUUACUUCUACUCUCCUACCAACUGCAGCAUAUAUUCACCAAACUAUUUCUUCAAUUCUAUUUUAUGACCAAGAAGAAUAUUCAUAUACAAUAUAUAACACAUGUACCAUACACACAGCCACAUGUGAUUUACCACGUAUUCGUACUAUACUUGGUUAUUUUUCUAUUAAGUUUUUUUUUAUAUUUUUCACAUUUUCAACACCCGAAAGGAAAUAUGCGAGUAUAUGGGAGAUUCCAUGAAAAUUGAUUUCUUUGAUUUCUAAGUUUUUUUUUCAGAUGUCUCUGAUCAUUCUUCCUUUAAGGCUGGUACUAUGUUCGUUUUUCA
Messenger RNA from Stomoxys calcitrans (stable fly), 1903 nucleotides. RefSeq names its product V-type proton ATPase subunit C. The record is from RefSeq and is a predicted model, not a curated record. The transcript is spliced from 2 exons. The coding region runs from base 322 to 1554 and encodes 410 amino acids. NCBI's taxonomy places the organism in Eukaryota, Metazoa, Arthropoda, Insecta, Diptera, Muscidae.